Molecule: messenger RNA, 849 nt
Organism: Drosophila hydei
Lineage: Eukaryota; Metazoa; Arthropoda; Insecta; Diptera; Drosophilidae
Product: protein vein
Exons: 4
Coding region: 1-849 (282 amino acids)
Source: RefSeq, a predicted model, not a curated record
AUGAAGUGGGCAAUAUUAUCGUUACAAUCGCUGCUCGUCCUGGUCCUGGCCCUGGCCAGUGGCCGUUCACUGGUGAGCGCCCGCGAUGAGCCGCGUCCAACCCAAGCGCCGCUGCUCAGCUCCACGAUGAAGCCGACGAGCGCCCCCAAAACGGAAGCAAAGCCCACCAAGCCGCUGAUGAUCAUCAAUGCGCCGCCCAUGAUGCAGAAGCAUCUGGUGUCGGCUAGCGUGGAGACGCCACAGGCAAAGCCGCUGCAGGUGACCGGCUUCAUUACCAAGGCGGGCAACAUCUACGAGAUCGAGGACAAGCGCGGCCUGGGCCGCAUCGAGCCCCGUCAAGCGGCCGAUGACGAGGAGCCGCAGAUCGUCUGCAACUAUGGCAAUGUAGUUAUCUACAGCGAUGUGCCCUGCGAUCAGGUGACCAAAGUGAAGGUGGGCGAGGUGCAGCCACUCAAUGCCCCAACCGAGCAGCAGCAGCAGCAGCCAACCGAGGCGCCACUCGCAGACGAUGAUGACGACAGCCAACAGGCUGUAGCUGAGCCCCAGGCGGGCGACUCUGCCAACCAGCAGCGCCGCCGCCCCGGCGGCUAUGGCGUGCGUCGCAUUCGCAGACGCAACGGCAAUGGCAACCGCAACGGCAAUCGUCGUGUCCAGCAGGUGCGUCGUCGUCGCCCCAAUCAGCAGCGUCGCGGCAAUGGCCAGCGCCGCCCCGUCAACAGGCAGCAGCAGCAGCGACGUCGCCAGCAACAGCGCCGCCGCCAGCAGCAGCAGCAGCGUCGCCGUCGCCAGCAGCCACAGCGCCGUCGCCAGCAACAGAUGCGUUUCAUUCGCGUCGACGACGAGGCUUAA